This is a messenger RNA of Knipowitschia caucasica, 1038 nucleotides long. NCBI's taxonomy places the organism in Eukaryota, Metazoa, Chordata, Actinopteri, Gobiiformes, Gobiidae. The record is from the annotation of a GenBank genome assembly.
AUGGAAGGCCACGAGGACUGGAGCGCGAGCUUCUACAGCGACGAGGUCUACUCCCCGAUGUCCAACAGUUUAACCGGGUCUCUGCAGAUGUCGUCCCUGUCGUCGGCUCCUCUGUCCUCCUCGGCUCCUCUGUCCUCAAGCUGUUUGGGCUCUGGUCUCUUGUCCCCGAUGUCUCAGAUGUCCUCAGUGUCUCAGAUGAACGCUGCAUCUCCUCACGCCUCGUCCCAUGUCUCGUCCCACGUCUCCAUGGCGACGGCGGUGCAGAUGCAGCCAAUGUCGCAGAUGCAGACGGUGUCGUACAUGUCAACCUCUGGCUCUCAGUCGUUCGGUUACUGCGAGGCGCCACAAGGGGGCGCUCUGAGCCCCGCCUACGCCUCGUACGGUGCUAAUAGACGCGACACCAAGUCUUUCCGCCGUAGCUAUCCUCACGCCAAGCCGCCGUAUUCCUACAUCUCCCUCAUCACCAUGGCUAUACAGCAGGCGCCCAAUAAAAUGCUGACGCUGUCGGAGAUCUACUCCUGGAUCAUGGAGCUGUUCCCGUUCUACCGCCACAACCAGCAGCGCUGGCAGAACUCCAUCCGCCACUCACUCUCCUUCAACGACUGCUUUGUCAAAGUCUCUCGUUCUCCAGAGAAACCAGGGAAAGGCUCUUACUGGACGCUGCAUCCGGACUCUGGGAACAUGUUUGAGAACGGCUGCUACCUGCGCCGCCAGAAACGCUUCAAGUGCGACAAGAAACUGAAGGCUAGCCCCGCCUCCAACACUGCUAACCCCACCCCCGAGCAGCUGCCCUCCCACAAUGCACCUCUGCCCUCCCACAAUGAACCUCUGCCCCCCCACAAUGCACCUCUGGAGCUAAAGGACGACCCGCGCUUUGCCUUCGAUCACCCCUUCUCCAUCCACAGCCUCAUGUCACAUGGCGCUAAUGCUAAUGUUGCUAAUGCUAACAUUGCUAAUGGCUACGGCGGCCGCGGCUUGGAGCUGGAUCCAAACUACUACAGCGCCCCCUACCCCCGGACUCUACUCCAUAGCUCUUAG